Messenger RNA from Leptopilina boulardi, 587 nucleotides. RefSeq names its product 60S ribosomal protein L44 (gene RpL36A). The record is from RefSeq and is a predicted model, not a curated record. Gene Ontology annotation, biological process: translation. Bases 210 to 524 code for a protein of 104 amino acids. Gene Ontology annotation, molecular function: structural constituent of ribosome. NCBI's taxonomy places the organism in Eukaryota, Metazoa, Arthropoda, Insecta, Hymenoptera, Figitidae. Gene Ontology annotation, cellular component: cytosolic large ribosomal subunit; ribosome. The transcript is spliced from 4 exons.
CAUCCUAAAAAGUUUUUAUGUUUAAAUUUGUCAUACUACUUUCUAAAACAUUCUUAUGUAAUAUUAAUAACAUAUUUUUUACUUUUGUUAAAAUUCACAUUGCCUUGACAUAAACUCGAAAACAUAACCUUCAAUUUCUGUGACAUACUAUUAUAGUAAUUUUCGGAUUGUUAAAGUUAAAAGCAUUUAUAAAAUACAAAUAGGCGACAAUGGUGAACGUGCCAAAGCAAAGACGCACUUUUUGUAAAAAGUGCAAAGUGCAUAAACCGCACAAAGUUACUCAAUAUAAAAAAAGUAAAGAAAGGCAUGCUGCCCAGGGUAGAAGACGUUACGACCGUAAGCAACAAGGUUUUGGAGGACAAACAAAACCCAUUUUCAGAAAGAAGGCUAAGACCACGAAAAAAAUUGUUUUAAGGAUGGAAUGCACAGAGUGCAAGUACAGGAAACAAAUACCUUUAAAACGUUGCAAACAUUUCGAGCUGGGUGGUGAUAAAAAGAGAAAGGGACAAAUGAUCCAAUUUUAAGCCGUUUCUCAUCUUUAUUCUAACUGUAAUUAUAAAAAAUAAAAAUCUUUUGAUUUUUACUAA